Molecule: messenger RNA, 2623 nt
Organism: Hordeum vulgare subsp. vulgare (domesticated barley)
Lineage: Eukaryota; Viridiplantae; Streptophyta; Magnoliopsida; Poales; Poaceae
Product: sulfated surface glycoprotein 185-like
Exons: 9
Coding region: 90-725 (211 amino acids)
Source: RefSeq, a predicted model, not a curated record
CCAAAAGAAACACCCACUCCCUUUACUCCCCGCACCCCGCCGGCCCCUGCCACCCCACGCCGCCGACGCCCCGCCACCGCCUCGCCGCCAUGCCCCGCCGGCCCUGCCACUCCCUACCACCUCCGCCCCGUCACCCCUCGCCCCAGCCCCCGCCAUCGCCGCCCCGUCGCCGCCUCGCCCCCACGCCUCGCCACCACCGCCCCCUGCCACCAGCCGCGCCCGGACCUCCUGUCUUGCUUCGACACCGUCCUGGAGUGGAUGCCCCGCCACACGUCGCGCCCCACCAUCGGCAGCCCAGUGGCAUCCCGGCUCGAGAAUCGGCCAUCGGGAGGGACAGAUUUUUCCGUCUCGUCCCGGGCGUUGGUUUGGGGAUGAUUUUGGGUGUGGUUCCUUUAGUUCCCCUGCAGGAGGAGGCAGGCCCAGCAGCAAGGUGUGAGAUAUGUGGGAGUGGAGAGAAGAAAUUGUAUGUGUUCACUUGCAUCCAGUGCAAUGGCUGUCAACAUCGAGCCAACAUGAUGAGAUUGAAGGGAAGUUUUUUUGAGGAAAGGGCCGCCCUUGGAGCCAAGUACCAAAAGCUAUAUGAACCAUUGUACACUAAGAGGUACAACAUUGUAAAUAGAGUUGUGGAGGUUGAUGGUGUUGCUCAAGAACCUACCAAUGAAAAUGUUGCAGAGGGGGAGAUUCAGAUGCUAAAGGAAUCCCAGAUUUCUGGCUCACUGCUUUGAAAACAAAUGAAGUGCUGGUUGACGAGGUGUAUUCACCUCAUCACACCAUCAGUUCUGAUCAAGGAUCUGGAUGUGGUGCAAGCUACAAACACUGCCCGGAAGGAGGCAUCGGGAUUGUUAUUGACUAGGAAGAGCAGGAGGCAGCCGGAGAGGCAGUAAGCUCCUUUACUUUGUUGAUAAUUUCUCUGAUGUACUCCCUCCGUCCGGAAAAAGCUGUCACCGCGUAGAUUUUGCAAAUAAGUCCUUUAUCUUUUCCCGACAUAACCCGCAGUACGUUCUUUCCCUUUCCGUGACCACGCUCGCUCUCCCACUCGCCGGCGAUGCCUCGCAGCUUCCCCACGCCACGCCGCUGCAUUGCCUUGCCGACGCGCAGCUCCCCUGCGCACUUUCCUCCUCACUUCCGCCACGCUGCAGCUCCCCCGCAAACUUCCCUCCCCCCUUCCGUCGGGCCGCAGCUCCACCGGGAAGCUCAAGGAACGACUUUUCCCCUUCCUUGAGUCCCUCGCCGUCGCCUUCCUUGAGUCCCUCAUCAUCGCCAUAGCGAGCUCCUCCUUCCUUCUUCAUGGCGAACUCCUUCUUGCUGCCUCCUUCCUUUCAGCCAUUGAGCUGGCCAUGGUGAUGGCCAGAUCCGUGCCUGCUCGUGAAGAUUGGACCUUGGUGAGUGCCGACCCCACACCGGACCCUACCAACCCCACGUCGACGCCAUCCCGACCGACCUUGGUGAGUGCACUGAAGUUACUUUGCUUCUUCUGAUGGUCUUGACGGCGUACUCUGCUUCUGUCGGUGGAAGAUUGCCGCCCUCAGCAACUUAUGUGUGCCCUCUGCUUCUGAUGGUCUUCAAGGCACCGCUGCUGCUCCGAAGCUGCAGCACCAUGUCGUGUGCUUUUAAACGUCUGGAGGUGUGGAAUCCCGCCAGGCGUGGCUGUGCAGCGUCGGGUUCGCCCAGUUCCCCGACGACCGCGCUGUGUGGGUCGUUGAGACGCCGCUUCCGGAGAAGAAGUCUACGACAUUCGCCACCCGCCGCCCACCUGUACAUCAGGAAGAGCUCUGUACUUGUUAUCACCGGCAGCAACACGAGAUGAGGACCUCCGGCGAUGCAACACGAGCAGGGGACAAGCGGCAAGUUGCAGAGGAGCAGCAAGUUACUGAAAAUUCAGUUUACUGCAUAAUGUUUCAACCAGAACAUGAAUUAAGAUGCAAGAAUCAUCAAGUUGGUAGCAGUCAAUGCAAAAUUACAAACUGUAUGAUCCGUUGUUGCUCUAAUUUGACAUCAGUUUGGUCAUCUGCGAGUUGGGUCAAUCUAUUUUGUAGCAGCAGAGGCGGCGAGGAGGAGCUGGGUCACCUCGACAAAAAAGAAGAAGAAGAAAUCGAGGAGGAGGACAGAUAGACGGCGGUGGUCGCCUAUGUAGCAGGUGGGCGGCGGCGCUGCGCCUGACGGUGGAUGCGGUAGUCACCCUCGAUGGACGACGGUGGAGUAGCGGCGGCCUGGAUCUUGCCCAACUCCGGCACCGGAUUGGUUGGACUUGGUGGGCCGGGGAUGCGAGCAGGACGAUGAGGAGGAGACACCCGUGAGCUGUGGAGCCAUCGCCCGUCGAGGUGUCGCCGCGGAGGAGCAGAUGGGUGGCGGCAAAGCUGGCCUCUGUGUUCACAAGUAAGCAGGGCACACGUUGGGAGCUGUUGUGCAGGUUGGCGGCGCCGGAGGAGUGGCGCGGGAUGAUACCAACGGUGGGUGGGGCGCACCGCCGGCGACGAGGAAGACAGUGGCUUGGGGCGCGCGGUGCUGCGGACGACGAAGGUGGAAGAUAGGUGGAUUAGCAAGAGAUUUAAUAGAAUAAGGGUGUUUUUGUAAAAUUGAAAAUGUACUAAGCUGAGGACAAUUUUUCCGGACGGAGGGAGUA